AUGUCUUUCACGAAGCGAUGCUGCGCCAGCGGCUCUCUCCAUACCGGCAUUCCUACUGGCACGACCUCCAAGCUCCACGAUCUUGAUGUCUACAUCGCUUCACCUUCUCCCGAGAAGACACCCAAGGGUAUCGUAGUCAUUCUCCCAGAUAUCUUCGGAUGGACCCUUCCAAACACUCGCAUUCUAGCCGACAGCUUCGCAGCAAACGGCGACUUCCUAGUCAUGCUCCCAGACUUCAUGGACGGCAACGUUUUCCCACAUGAUCUGAUAAUCAGCAUAAAAGCACUCGAUGCUACAGGUCCUUUUGCUUGGAUCACAAAAGGAUAUCAUUUCAUAAAGCUUCUCUGGCGUGGCUGGCCAUUUCUCAAGAAUGACAAGGCCCGCCUUGUUCGCCCACGUGUUUACAAGUUCUUCCGUGGUCUACAGUCCUCGCACCCCGAUCUUCCAGUUGCAGCAGCAGGGUAUUGCUGGGGUGGUCAGUGGGUUGUGGAGCUAUGCAUGAAUGAUGAGGACUGUGCUGUUGAUGUAAAGCCAUUUGUCGUCUGUGGGUUUACAGCUCAUCCUUCGCGUUUGAAGAUCCCCACGGACAUUCAUAUGGUCUACUAUCCCCUUUCUAUCGCGGCAGCUGGUAUCGAUCAGCAGAUUCCUGUCGUGAAAGCCAGGCAGAUUGAAGACAUCCUAAAAGCCAAAACGGCUAAGAUGAAGGAUAUCGGUAUUGAGCACGAAUUUACCCUAUACGAAGGUGUCCACCACGGGUUUGCUGUCAGAGCAGACGAGAAUGAGGAUCACGAACGCAAGUGUGGGAAGAAAGCAGAGGAGCAAGCUAUCAGGUGGUUCACAAAGUGGUUUGAACGUGCUGGCGAAAGUGAUUCCUUGUGA
Molecule: messenger RNA, 879 nt
Organism: Aureobasidium subglaciale EXF-2481
Lineage: Eukaryota; Fungi; Ascomycota; Dothideomycetes; Dothideales; Saccotheciaceae
Exons: 1
Coding region: 1-879 (292 amino acids)
Molecular function (GO): hydrolase activity
Source: RefSeq, a predicted model, not a curated record